Molecule: messenger RNA, 2527 nt
Organism: Drosophila novamexicana
Lineage: Eukaryota; Metazoa; Arthropoda; Insecta; Diptera; Drosophilidae
Product: sodium-dependent nutrient amino acid transporter 1
Exons: 7
Coding region: 511-2430 (639 amino acids)
Biological process (GO): sodium ion transmembrane transport
Cellular component (GO): membrane
Molecular function (GO): L-amino acid transmembrane transporter activity
Source: RefSeq, a predicted model, not a curated record
GGCAUUUAAUUUCGGUUUCGUUUGCGUGCGCGUCAAAGUGUCUCGCGGAAGUGUCCAGCAAAACUAGAAGAAGCAGCAGCGUUCAGAAGAGAUCUGAAGAUGAUUCUGCAAUAAAAUAUUAACAAUUAUAUAAUUUGUAUAGUUGGGAAAUAGCUAAGAGAUCAGCCUUGAAUGUGCGGGCCAAAAGUUAAAGUUGAAUAAAAGCAAAGCAAAGUUGUUUUUGGCCGGUUCAAAGCGGUUACAACUGGCUGCCAGUUACAGCAGCAACAACAACAACAACAACAACAACAGCAACAACAACAACAGCAACAGCAACAACAACAACCACAUUAAAUCAGUAUAAACUUAAUUGUAGCCAAGUUAAAGACAAAUAAGAAGAAGAAGAAGACGCAGGCAGCUUAAAGUCAAGCAGCGGAAGCUUUAGACAUCAGCAGGCGCAACAACAACAACAACAACAGUUACAUUUAACUGUUAAAGUGCAGCUCUUUCGAAUAAUACACCGAGUCCAGAAUGAAAAUGUCGCAGCGAAAUCCAGCGUUUGUGGGCGACGAUGGACAGAGCACCACCAGCACGUUGGCCAUGUCGUCGCUGCCGGCAGAGACACAGACGGAGGCCGAACAGGAAGCUGGCAAAUCGGUCGGGAGACCGGGCGAACGGGAUACCUGGGGCAAGGGCGUGGAGUUUCUAAUGUCCUGUAUCGCAAUGUCCGUGGGGCUGGGCAAUGUGUGGCGAUUCCCCUUCACAGCGCUGGACAAUGGCGGCGGCGCCUUUCUCAUACCAUAUCUCAUUGUGCUAUUCCUAAUUGGCAAACCGAUUUACUAUCUGGAAAUGGUAAUUGGGCAGUUUUCCAGUCGCGGUUCCGUUAAGGUAUUCGAUUUGUGCCCAGCCAUGAAAGGCAUUGGCAUUGGACAGGUGAUAUCGAUAUCGCUUGUUACGACGUACUACGUAGGAAUAAUGGGUAUUACGUUAAAUUAUUUUUACGAUUCGUUUCGUUCGCCGCUGCCCUGGUCCGAAUGUCGUCCCGAUUGGGGCAACAGCGUUCAGUGUGUGGCCUCCAGUCGGGGCAACAUUAGCUCCAAUCCGAGUUCCAGCUUAAAUGCGUUUGGGCCCCAGUUGGAGCAGCAGCAGCAGCAGCAGCCCGUCGCAUCCGCCGAGCUGUACUUUAUUAAGGAGGUGCUGCGCGAGAAGGACCAGAUUGCGGAUGGCAUUGGUUUGCCCAACUGGGAGCUAGUCGUUGGCCUCUUAAUCUCCUGGCUGUGCGUUUUUCUGAUCAUACGGCGCGGCGUCAAGAGCUCGGGCAAGGCUUCCUAUUUUCUCGCCCUGUUUCCGUAUGUCGUCAUGGGCGUACUGCUGGUGCGUGCGGUAACCCUGCCUGGCUCUGUCGAUGGCAUUUGGUAUUUCAUCAAGCCCAACUGGAGCAAGAUCUUGGACCCGAAGGUCUGGUAUGCGGCUGUCACGCAAUGCUUCUACUCGCUGUCCGUUUGCUUUGGCAACAUCAUCAUGUACUCGUCGUUCAACAAGUUCGGUCACAAUGUGCAUCGGGAUGCGACCAUUGUGACUGCUCUGGAUACGGCCACCUCUCUAUUGGCCGGCUUCACCAUCUUUGGCAUAUUGGGACACUUGGCGCACGAGAUCGGCACGGACGACAUUGGCCAGGUGGUCAAAGGUGGCGCCGGACUCGCAUUUAUAUCGUAUCCCGAUGCCAUAGCCAAGUUUAAGCAGCUGCCACAGAUCUUCUCGGUACUUUUCUUCCUCAUGCUCUUCGUCCUGGGCAUUGGCUCCAAUAUAGCCAUGACCUCCUGCACGGUAACUGCGAUACGCGAUCGCUUUCCCAACUUCAAGCAAUGGCAAUGCUCCCUGCUCAUUGCCGUCGUUAGCUUUGUCAUAGGUCUGAUGUACAUAACACCGGGCGGUCAGUAUAUGCUGACACUGGUGGACUUCUUUGGCGCCUCGAUGAUAGCCUUGGUUUUGGGCAUUGCAGAGCUGUAUACCAUUGGCUGGAUCUAUGGCACGGAUCGUCUCUGCAAGGAUAUCGAGUUCAUGCUGGGCCGCAAGGUCGGUCUCUACUGGCGCCUCUGUUGGGGCAUCUUCACGCCUCUCAUCAUGACCGUCAUCCUGAUAUACUUCUAUGCCACCUACGAGCCGCUCACCUAUAACAAGCAGCCAUAUCCCGCCUGGGCCUACGGCAUUGGCUGGACCAUCACUGCCUUUGGUGUUAUGCAGCUGCCCUUCUGGAUGCUGGUUGCCAUCAUUCGUGAGCCGGGCAAUACGUGGCGCGAGAAGAUACGCGGCGCCUUCAAGCCCAAAAAGAAUUGGGGACCCUCCGAUCCGCUGCUCCGGGAGCAGUAUAAUAAGAAAAUUGAGCACGAGCUGACGCCCAAACGGGGCCAAGGCUUUUGGGCAAGCAUUAAGCAGAAUUUACUUGGUUAAACUGUGAGAUCUCUGUUCUUUUUUUUCGUAAGAGUUGUGUGUAAAUAAUUGUGAAAAGUAUUUUGCGAUAAUAACUUAUAAGUGUGCCAAUAAAAUG